This is a messenger RNA of Misgurnus anguillicaudatus (oriental weatherfish), 5811 nucleotides long. NCBI's taxonomy places the organism in Eukaryota, Metazoa, Chordata, Actinopteri, Cypriniformes, Cobitidae. The record is from RefSeq and is a predicted model, not a curated record.
UAUUGUGUUGUAAGACGUGAUACAAAGUAUAAUAUUUCUUUAAUGACAUUUAUUCAACCUUUAAGUAAGUUACAGUCACAUAUUUCCCGUAUUGGAAAUAACCUGAUCUGACUCCUAAAAUUACAGUGUUACCUUAUUUAGAUUUAUUUACUCAUAUAUUAUUUACCGAAUUAAACAAAUUUGGUUCGUGUUACCAAAACAUUUUUUAUGUAGCCUAAUCUCCGCAGUAUCUAACAACAUUUAGCCUGGGUUUUAUUUUUAUAAGGGCAUGUCCCGUCAAACAUGCAUUAAGCGGAGAAAGUCUGCAUCGUCUGAUCUGUCCCUUUAAGCGGGGCGGACUGCCUGUUCUGCUGGUGGGACGGUUCUCUUCAAGCCCGUACAGAUAAACUUAUGUUUCAUAUUACUUCUAUUAGUCAGAGCAGACAGUUUGGAGUGGCCAAAAAUAAUCUCGGACCCCUCCGUAUUUUCAAAAGGAGUUGGAGAGUCGUGUACUAAGAUGCACGUACAGAUAGUAAGUACUGUAGAUUGCUAGAUAAGGCAAAGUGAAUGGAGCAGGACCGGGGAUGGUAUAAGACAGAUGGGAGAGGCAGAAAUGGGAGGGAUAGUAUUAUGAAGUCUGUCCUUGAGAUCGCAGGGCAGAGACAUCAAUGAAGACAGUGACAGAAAGGCAAACUUUAAAGUGUUUUUAAGGCAAUGCAUGAUUCGGUUUGGAUCUAGGGCAUCUAUCUAGCAUGCUUUCCAGCAAAUUACGCGGCAGCCGAGGAAAGCGCGAAAAGGAAAGCGUUCACUGUGAUCAGAGAGGAGUAACGUACGCAUCUCUUAUUAUCAUCUGUCCUAUGUGAACUGGCUCAUAAACUAAGAGUUUUGGGAAGAGAAAUUCAUCUGGGAACAGGAAAGCUUGUGAACUUUUCUGGAGCCCACAGCUAAUUGUCAGAAAUGAAACAGCUCAUCCUGUUACACGUGCAUCUUAGACUGGACUCCGACCUCAGACAUCUCAAUGCGCAAAAACCACAACAUCUACAUCACAUCUCUGAACUAAAGUGACAUUCGGUCCUGGAAUUGAUCAAGUUAUUUGCAACUUGUAGAAACUGAAUUCAAAGAUGCCGCAAGAUAUUUAAGCAUCAAACCUGUGUGCAAACCAUAAAAUAUUUCCAUUGACUUUGGAUGAUGAAAUGGAUUUCACAAUCUGAACCCUUUCCAUGCUGAUAUUGCUAAUCGCUGUGGCACCUUUUGCCUUUAUCUCAUACCCAUGGACCCAUCCAGUGUCAUGCUCUCGCAGGCGAUCCUGCUCUUACAGUGCAUUAUUCUGACUCUGGGCCAGUACGAUAUCUGUAAAUCACUGGUCAGCACAGAUGAUGGACCAACAUGGGAGAAUUAUGCUUGCCAACCCAAACCCAUGUCCAUGAAGGAGUACAUGCAGAUCCGAGUGGAGCCUCCUGAUAUCACAUGUGGGAACCCACCCGAGAGAUUCUGUACUCUGGAAAACCCAUACCUGUGUAGUGAUGAAUGCGAUGCCUCCACCAAAGAACUCGCCCAUCCUCCAGAACUGAUGCAAGAUCGGGAACGAACCGGACUCAUCACAUACUGGCAGACAGUGACAUGGAGUCGGUAUCCGGACCCUCUCCUGGCCAACAUAUCAUUAUCCUGGAACAAAAUCCUCGAGUUAACCGACGACAUCCAGAUAACCUUCGAAUACGGGCGGCCCACAAUAUUGGUGCUUGAUAAGUCACUGAAUUAUGGGCGAACCUGGCAGCCUUACCAGUAUUAUGCCGACGACUGUAUGGACGCUUUCGGGAUGUUGCCAAAAAGGGUGCAGGAUUUGACGGCAACUAACGUGACAAGGGUUAUGUGUACCGAGCAAUACUCUCGUUGGGUCGGUUCUAAGAAUGAAAAGAACGUGCGGUUCGAGGUCCGGGAACGCUUUGCCAUAUUCGCAGGGGCCAAAUUACAAAAUAUGGACAACCUGUACACGCGCAUGGAGAGUAUGAAAGGCCUACGGGACUUUUUCACCUUUACAAACCUGCGUCUUCGGCUGCUCAGACCAGCGCUCGGAGGAACAUACGUGCAGAGAGAUAACCUGCUCAAGUACUUCUACGCCAUCUCCAAUAUCGAAAUACCAGCAAGAUGUAAGUGUAACCUACACGCCGGCCAGUGCUCCCUCCGUGACGGGAUCCUUCAGUGCGACUGCGAGCACAACACAACAGGACAAGACUGUUCAGCCUGCGAGAAGGGUUUUAAAGCCAAGUCCUGGAAGCCUGGAUCCUACCUGCCCACCCCGAACGGAUCACCGAAUAUUUGUGAAGCGUCAGGGACGUCAGGCAUUCCAACACUAGCAUUUACACUGGACUCUAUAACAAUAACUCCACCCAUGACAUCACCCAUUGCCCAACUGACCACAUCAGAAAUCCCAGCGUCACUCCAACCAAUCACAACACCUCAGAGUCCGGCUUCAACAUCAACUGUAGACACAUUCACAGUGCUACUUGUGACGAGCGAUCGGCCCACAAUGCCACCUGCUACCAUCUCAAGCCAGACAGACACUUCAUCUUUCACUACACUGCCAUCUUUAUCCAGUCCAACACUUACAGUAACAUCCACCUUAACUGACCAACCAGUUUCCUCAGCACCAGAUGUGACAUUUGAUGCGGUCACCGCGGCAACCGAGAGUGUCACAGCGCCUGGCUUUUAUACCGCAGUUGUAACUGAUGCAAGCAGUCCGCUUCCUGUUCUUCCUGAAAUUACAACGACCGAUGGGCUCACCUUAGCAACCUCAUUUGUAACCAUGGCAACAGCUUCUUCAACCAUAGCAACUUUGGAGACAUUUUCAGCAGUUGCUGCUGUUACUACAACACAAACGUCAACCUCCUCUGCAACUUUUAAUGUGGAAACAAUUACAGCAAUUGAUGCACCAACUGUAGUUAUGAAUGCAGCCGCCUCCCUGACUGAUGCAGCAGUGAAGACAGAUGCACUAACUGCUGAUGCAAAAGCUUCAGACAUUGAUGCGGUUGUACCGACAACGGAGAUUCCUGUAACUACAGUAACUAAUGGUAAUGCUCCUACCACUAAUGCACCUGCAACUGUUGCAGCAAUCGAUCUUUUUACCUCAGCAACUAAUAUGGGAGUCACGGGUGCUCCAGAGACUGCAACUAAUGCAGCAACCACAGAAGAAAUAUUUAUCCAAACUACUGAAGAAUCAGUUGAAAUAAAAGCAGUUCCUGAUGGUUCAGGUGCAGGAACUGUCACCACCAAUGUAGUCCCACCUACUUCCUAUCCCAUGCUUUUGACAAAUAACCCUCCACCAGCUAGUGAGGCAGCUGUCCCAACUCCUCAAGCUGUUGCUCCUCAACCUGAGCUUGAUGAUAGGACCAAGAAAACACAAACAAACUCAGAGGACAAAGUCAAAGCUGCAGAGACCCCAGCAUCUACAGAUGUUAAAAGAAACAACGAAGCUGGGAAAGUGGGAGAAAAGGGGAAAGCCAAAGAGGAAAAGGAGAAAAAAGAUUAUGAAAAGAGAGACUAUGAGAAGAAAGUCGUCGCAAAGCUUUUGAUCCCCGGAGGUCCAAAAACACAGCUGUCGAGGAUAGCGUACAUCAGAUUCCAAGACUGCGAGUGCAACGGUCACUCAAACCGCUGCAGUUAUAUUGAUUUCAUCAACAUUGUGACUUGUGUGAGCUGCAAACACAACACUAGAGGGCAGAACUGUCAGCACUGUCGCCUCGGAUACUUCCGGAACGCUUCUGCCGAGCUGGACGAUGAAAAUGUUUGUAUAGAGUGUAACUGUAACCAGCUGGGCUCCUUGCACGCCCGCUGUAAUGACACUGGUUUCUGUCAGUGUCGAGAUGGCACCGUGGGACAGAAGUGUGACGACUGUCUAUCUGGUUAUACCUGGAAGCAAGGCUGCGUGCCAAACGUGUGUGACGACGAGUUUCUCCUGUGUCAGAAUGGCGGCUCCUGCAUCCAGAACCAGAAGUGUGUGUGUCCGCCCAACUUUAAGGGCGUCUUGUGCGAGCAGCCGCGCUGUCAGGGCGAGAAAGGGUGCGAUGGUGCAUCGACCUGCUACCUCAGCACCCUGACGCUGAUGCUCUGCCUUCUUGCCAACAGCCUGCUUAAAGCCAGCGCCUAGAAACCCAUCCUAGUCCUGAUAUCGAUCCUAAUCUACGCAGGCCAAAGGGCUGAACCCUGCGAAUAGAGAGAGAGAGAGAGGCCUGAAUCCCGUACAGACCAGGCCUCGCGGUGUUGAAAUCUUGGAAAGGUCUUCUUGGAGAGGUCAAAACGCCUUCACUGGAUGAGUGUCUAAGUGCUCAUCACCUCGCAUCACUGAUCGCCUGAACUUUAUACCAAAAAACAAGGAAUCACGUUCAGUUUCAACUCGCUCUACAUGAACUCGGACUUAAAAAGGACAGAUAAGAUAUAUAGAGUAGAUGAGGUUACGUUUCUUUUGCAUUUUUUCACUUCUCUGUAGUUUUGACGCUCACCGAGAUACAAGCACUGCACUUAGCCAGCUUGUUUUAAUGAACAAUGGUCGAUAUCAUUACUUAUGCCAAGUUAUUAUUCAUCUCUCCAAGACUCGUUUUUUACAUUUAACUUUCAUUGCUGCAUUUUUUUUCUUGAGUUUUAUUGUCAAAUGCCAUUGAGGUUGUGGAAAGUAGAUGAAACGAUAGCUGUUGUGUGAGAUUACAUUAUGCUGGAAUGUAGAGAAAGGCAAGUUUUUAAUAGUUACAUUGAACAAAUAUAUAUAAAUUUAUCUAUCUAUCUAAAAGGAAAUAUUAAUUAUUGUACAUUAUGAUUAUUAUUUACAUAUUUUUUGUAGAAAUUGUUAUUUUUGUUCCAAGUAAAUGUUACCAUUGUAAAGACAUUGCAGCUUUUAUUGCAGUGUAUAUGGUAGUCAUACCAUGGUAAAAUUAUAUUUGAUGAUACAGCAUCUCCAUUCAUGCCAUAAAUAAAGCAUAAAUACAUUACAUGCACAGCUUAAGAUCAAUAUAACCCACACGCCGUCUUGAUACUGGCAUGUGUUUAUCUGUACAUCUUUUUCGUUUACUGAAGCAAACUUUUGGGAUUGCUUAUUAAAGGGAUAGUUCACCCAAAAAUGAAAAUUAGGCCAUCAUCUUCAUAUCGUUUUAAACAUGCAUGAAUUUCUUUUUUCGGUUGAACACAAAAGAAGAUAUUUUGAUAAUUGAUGGUAAGCACACAGCUGAUUGUAACCAUCGACUUCCAUAGUAGGAAAACAAAUACAAUGGAAUUCAAUGAGUACCGUCAACUGUGUGCUUACCAUCAUUUAUCAAUAAAUCUUUUCGUCAUUUAUCACAAUACUUAUAAUACCAUAAUAUUUGUUUUCCUACAAUUGGAGUCAAUGGUUACCAUCAGCGGUGUGCUUACCAUAAUCUUCUUUUGUGUUCAACAAAAUAAAAAACUCAUACAAGUUUAGAAAAUGAUGACAGAAUGGGUUAACUAUCCAUUUAACACACUCCUAUGAUGAUAACAGUAUUGAUAAAUGUGUAUUUCGAAACCAUAAUGUCCCACAAACGUAAAACAACAUCUACACAAAAGCAUUUCUUAGGAGGAAAGGCACUGUCAAGCAAGGUGACUCACUUAAAAGUUAAAACACAUCACAUAUCAUAAGCAAUUUGGUUAAUUUUCCAAUUAUUUUUCUCUUGUGUGAGUCUCAGAGAAUGCCAAAAUCUUAGCGGCUCAUGAGCUUUUUGAUGCAUUUCAUAUUUCCACAUGCUUUACAUUCAUAAUGAGCCAGGGUAAGUACAAUACUAUGAAUAAAUAUUAUAAACAAAUAAAACCUGACAAUCAGAAAGCAUAUCA